Molecule: messenger RNA, 5986 nt
Organism: Dermacentor andersoni
Lineage: Eukaryota; Metazoa; Arthropoda; Arachnida; Ixodida; Ixodidae
Product: short transient receptor potential channel 4-associated protein-like
Biological process (GO): ubiquitin-dependent protein catabolic process
Cellular component (GO): Cul4A-RING E3 ubiquitin ligase complex
Molecular function (GO): phosphatase binding
Source: RefSeq, a predicted model, not a curated record
GUGCUCUCGUGAUGGUGUACGUUGGUUUGCGUCAGUUGGUUCGCGUGCCGUUGCGGAGCAUGUAGGCUGGAAAAAUGUCGUGCUUUCGGUAUAUGCAACGCCGGGCGCGUUCCAAGGGCCUCAACGCUGCUCCCUACUUCACACUACAGAGGGAAAUAUGCGAACAGAACAUGGUCAUCGCGAGCAAGCCGCCUGAGCAAUUGUUAGUGAUUCUUCAGCCAGAGCUGGUGACAACAGAACUUGGACCUCUAUACCUACGAUUGCAGACCCUUGAUCGGCUGUCAGUGGCCUUCUGUCCUGAUGAACAGCUGUGCCAAGAGGCACUGCGCAUUCUUCUGGCUCUGCAGCAAAAACUACAGUACCAGUCUCACCUGAGCUCAUCAAUGGAUAUUGUCGAUGGCUCAGAUUCAAGUCGCCCCGCUGCCAUCAUGAAGCUGUUGGUGCAGCUUAAUGGCAUUGAGAUCUUGCUGCGGAUCAUUAUGCAGUAUAGCUUGCUUCCUAGAGAGACUGCUGUCAAGCAUGUGAACAAUUCUCGUUACCUCAUACUGCAGAGCCACUGCGUUGAAGUUUUACAUAGGCUCUGCGUAGAUGAUACAAAUGUAGCACGGGAACUUUCCCAUAAAGAAGCACUUUUCCAGGGCCUGCUGUCUCUGCUGCAGUUCAGUGAAACCUGCUUGGUAGCAUGUGACCUCAUAGAAUGCCUCUUGCUUUCACGCCGCGAGGUUCUAAAUCUUACGACCAUACCCAACAUAACCAGCCUGAUUGCCAACAUGAAUGAUAUUCAGCUGGCCAAUUUCUGCAAAGUUUUGGCCAUCAGCCUAUCGGACCUGGAUGUGUACGAGCACAAAACAUCAUUGUAUGCCCAGUGCAAGGAGAAAAACCGCAACAACUUCUCCUGUGUCCGCGACAUCAAUCAAGAGGUCAUCUUAAAUGUACCUGGAAUCCUCAAGCGUCUGGUCAUGAUAGCUUGUGCAAAACCUUACACACCGAGGUUUCCAGCUAUUGCCGGUGAAAUGAACCACUGGAUGCAGUGGAUUGAAAACCAAGUUAGCACUUCAGACACUGGCUCUGAGCUGGACUUCGUGGGUGGGAUCUCUCAGUGGAAUAGAGAAAGCAGCCGCUUCCAACAUGAAGCUGCACUAAAGAUCUCAGCAGAAAUGACAUUCCGUGCAGAGGCUGUCUACAUACUGGGCUUACUGCUUGUUGGAAAACGCAGGAAGGAGGUGCAGAGGGCGCUGGCGUCACUUCGAUUAAUCCCCCAGCUGUCGGAUCUGUUUGACCACUUUGUAUGGAAGUACAAUACAAUGAGAGGCCAAGAUAGGGGUCGCCUACCGGGUCACAACAUUAACUGCGAGUGCAGUCCUGAAGUCGCUCUCAAGAUUCAAGUGCUAAGACUGGUGCACAGUUUUUGUGAACAUGCAGAGUACAAGCAUGUCAUGCUUUCAUGGAGUGAAUACAGUGAACUUAAAAGGAAUGGACCGCUUGGAAGCUUCGUCUGCACAUUGCUCAACUACUGGAAAAAACUGGCACGAAGUGUUGAAAGUCCAAGCCUUGAUCGCAACUUGAUGUGCACUGGCAGCAAGGGCCUCCUCACCAAAAUAGUUGAAGUACUCAAGAAGGAAGCAGGUAGCUCCACCUUUAGGUUCUGGCUGUCACGUGCCAUUGAAAGUUAUCUGCGUGGGUGCACCAGUAGUGCUGAUCAAGACUUCCUCCUCUCCAGAGGCCUACUGCAGCUGGUCGCUGGCAACCUAGUCAACUGUAAUGUCCGCCAGAAAGAAGUGCUUCAAAGCAGUUUUGACCUCCUGGGCGAGCUGGUCAAGUUCAAUCUAAGGGCAUUCCGGCAGCUUGACAAGAUCCUCAGUACUGAGGCAAAGCAACGAAAGCUACUCCAGCUGGUCAAUGGCUACUUGGUGGACUCCAACAUGUUUGUUCGCAGCCUGGUUCUCUCCCAGGAGCACCUGUCUGUGUCAGAUGACUAUGAAGCUAGAGAGUAUGCUGAGAGGAGCAGCUAUGUGCUGAGCCAUAUUGGGGACCAACGAAACCGCAUUCGUUAUCUCAAAAAGUUGGUUUCUCUUGUCACCAUCUCCAACCUCACACAGGAGAAUGUGAGCUGUGUGAACACAGCCCUAGUGCUGCUCAUCUUCGCGCAACAGCGUGGUCAACUGGUUAGUUACUUGCACGCACUACGGGGCCCACCUCCACCGGGUGCAGCAAGCAAGACAGCCUGCAAUGCUAGUGUGCCUGCCAGUGUCCCUGCUGGCUCCGCAGCAGCCACAGCCACAGCUUCAUCAGGGAGCCUGUUGCAAAACCUGCUUGAGCUUCUGCACUUCUGGCAAGAGCACUACCUCCAUAAGGACAAAGAUUGCUCUGCCCUUGAAAAGAGCUCACGAAUUGGAUUCCAUCGGUGGAAGGCCAUGGUGAACACACUUGUCUCAGAGGACAUUACCAGUCCUGUGUCCCUUGUCUACCAUGUUCACCCUGGGCCCAGCACCCGCGACAGUUGAUGGACUGGCUGCUAUGCAUUGGCACAGUGCAGCGCAGGCACUGAGCAUGUGGAUGUAGUACUGCAAGCUAUGAUCAGUAAUUAAGUGAGCCCUGUGUGCUGAGUACAGUUGGUUGAAAAGUAAUUGUUGCAAUCAUCCCGAGAUUGACAGUGUUCACUGGACCAUGCUCAGUCGUUCAUUCCAUCUGUGUUCACUAAAGAAUGUCUAAUGGAUGGCUAAAGAAAGCAGCCGGCUACAGUAAACAUUCAUCUUGGCCACACUUGGGCUGCUUAAUAUGGACUUGAGAUUUCUAUAUACCGUCAGUGAAUCUCUUUGCUGUCAAGGGCCCUCUGUUAACCAAGCAAUAGAGCACUCAUGGGAGCUAGUUUCUUUUGACGGUAAAGUCACUAGAUAAUAAACUGCCAUUCUGUACAUUGUGCAGAGCUGAAUCCCACAUCUUGUGAUCAUCAUUGUUGUGCUGAGUGUGCUAAAAUACUAGUUCAUGGAAGUCGAGAUGGGUGACCGUGAGUUUUGGGCUGACAAGGGCAACUUGUGAUUAUUGCUGUGCAACUGUCGGUAUGUUCACAGCUAGUUCUCAUUCAACUUUUAGAAAAAUGUGAUCAUGAUGCACCUUUAAAUCAAUUAUGUGGUUUCGUUUCUUGUGUUGUUAUGCAGCCAGGGACACAUAUACUCCAUCAUAAGUUCUUGGUGCAGAGGAGAUGUGUUGAAUGCUUCAUGUUUUCACUUGGCUUGGAUUAUGGGAGGUGGUUAGUGGUCUUAAAAGGUAGGAAGGAGACUGGUUUAGAACCUUAUGAAGCUUUAACUGCGUAAAUGAUCUCUCACCUUCAUCUGAGUGCCAUGUUGUUUUGUUUAUAAAUAAUAGUGAAUUAACUGUGAUCGUUGUGUUGAUACAGCCACUUAUGCCUGUUGUAUACUGCUUGCAUUUUUAAUCUACUUAGUAUGAACAAGACCAACAAUCUCAGAUUGAGUGGUUUGUAAGUUGAGGUCAGCUAAUGGCCACAAAAUUUUUCUCAGCUUGUCAUUUGUGGCGCAAGUUAUUUUAAUCAAUGACAACUUCACAUUUGGCAUACUGUUUUAGAAUAAAUGCCAUUGAUUCCAUCUAGCUUAGUCUACAUAAAGUUGCUUCCUUGGCGUAGUAUUAAUGUACUGGGAAACACCUAGCAUCGAGUGCACAUACAUCUGAAUUGUGGCCACUGCUUGCAUGCAUUUUGUGCUAGCAACAUGUGCAUUUGCAGAAUUUCAGUGCAUUACAGAAAGGAUUAAAUGGAUGAAAUCAAAUUAAAUUACCAGAAUGGCAUUCUAACCUCCUUGUGUGGCUCGCAGUUUUGUGCACAUUACUGCUUCAUUCAGAAACCCGACUUGUUUUCUACUUAUAUGUACUAAGUUGCAAGCUUUCUUCCUUCCAUCAUACACUGACACUCGUCAGGGUUAUCAAGCUGGUUUUCUGAACAUAGCGUAUGCUUUGCUUUUAAACUCAUUCAUGACAGGCCAUAAGGUUGUGAAAAAGUUAACAGUUGCUUUUUUUUUUUCUGUGUAAAUUAUUUAAGCCCAUAAUAUAAAUGUUCUGGUUUUCUUCCAAGUUUGUGGGAUCAUUUUUUUCUGUAGUUUUAAAUGCACAAAAUUUACAAGGCGAAACAGUGGUUUGGCAUUAGGAGUAAAUCGAUGUUGUCCUGCACAGUAACAGUGAAAAAUCUAGCAUAAUCUUCCUUACAUGCAGCACCUUGUAACAUAUUGUAAUAUUUUUAUAGGAAUUGAAAUAAUCUUGAUAACACAAUGUUCAGUGAUUUCCAUGUACACUGCACGUGCAGUGGAAGGUUGGAUAAGAUUCACCUGUUAUUGAUGGGAGCUCUGGCAAGUAACAAAUUUCAAAUUCAGGCAUGCUUCAUUUGAGGAACAGCCUUGUUUCCGUAGCUGGGAAAUGAAUGUGAAUCCACAGAAAGUCAAAUUUAGAGGCAAAAUCAAGUAUAUAACAUCAGUCUCCAAUAGCAUUUUUUUGGGACACGAGUCAAGUUAGAGAAGUUAUCUUUAUUAGGCAUAUGCUUCAAUGCCAACAAUUCCUACUUGCCACAUCAGCUCAAGCAGGUUAGCCAGUCUGCUGACCCACUGCUGUUCUCUUUCUGCAUGUCAUGUUAGGAUUUUUAUGGGCUAGUGUAUUAGGAAGUGUGAACUGGGCUUGUGUUUUGUAACAAUUCACUUCAUUUUUCAUUAAUCUUACCUUUAGUCAUUGGUUUGGACAUCACCAUUAUCACCAAGAUUGGCCACUUGGUGCACUGUAUAAGGAAAUGAAGGUGGUAAUAGAAUCUAUUGUUAAAAUAUACAGGCCCAGGCUGAAAUUUUCCAGUGCCUACAUCUUCACUCUCAGUACAUAUCUCCUAGUUAGGUACAUUAAACCUGUUCAUAAUAGUUCACAUUCGGUAUUAUGCAUCUCUGAAAUGCUCUUAAAAAUUGCGACUGUCCACCUACUUCUAUGAAAUUUAAUUUAGAGCGGAUACUUCUUUUUGUUCAACACUCUCUAUGUACAUCUGGGUGCUUCAAAAUGUAGUAAGUGAGGUUUUGAGUCAUUUUAUAAUAAAAACAUUUCAUUUCAUGGCUCAGUUUAGGUAUUGGUUAGUAUGUGAAAUUAUGAGGAGGCAUAGAACCCUUGCUUUAGUGUUGCAUCACUCUUGCAUAUAAUUAAUGAAAAGCCUGUUCCAAAUGACAUGGCUUGUGAUGUAGCACCAUCUUUAUGAAUAAACAUUUAAAUGCGAACAUGAUAGAGAAUAGCAGCAGCGAGACAAAAUGUUACCCUGGGGUCUUUAAUCAACUUAAGUGCUCUUUUGCAUAGUUGUUACAAGUCUAAAAGUGUAGUCUAUGUCCAAUCUUUUAUUUUAUUGCUACUAAGCAUUUGAUAUUAGUUGUGGCACUCAAUGUUGUAUCUUUCUUUAAUAUAAACUGCAUUGUGAGAGCUUUGUGCAAUGGUAUGGAGCAUAUUUUGAAUAGUGGAAUAUGUUUUGCUGUUUUUAUUGCUGUUGCCUAUUGGCAUUAGUUUUUGUACCAAUGCAUCAAAUAUUAACGAACCAACUGUGACAUGCUUUAAACAGUUUAAUAAUAUUUUUUUAAUUCAUGUAAACAUACUGUAUAUUAGUUGAACAUUGUAGGAAAGGUAACUCAAAAAUUUUGUGUUCAUGUGACAUUUUGUGUGUUUGGAAGUUGUGAAAGAUGGUCUAAUGAUUGGUAUUUUAAAGUGAAUGUGUGGUAGAUGUUGGAAUGGUACAAACAAAUGUUGCUUGUUUUUGCUUUUGCUGAAGUGUGUUUUUGUAUUGUAUGCUGUGUGACUGAGUAAUUAUUUUGUAAAUACCAACUUAGUAAAAGCAAGAAAGAAACAUGAAAAUUUGCAUAGUAAUAAUGUAAUGUGUGAACACUGCAGUUCUCCCUGUUUUCACUGCAGUAGAGGUGGCCUGUUUGUUUUAAUUUUAUUAAACAAUUUCUUUUAAGCACAUAAA